AUGCAUGUCGUAACGAGUGCGAUCAAUCGUUCCAUUGCUCUACAUCGUCGUCACCUUGUCGUUUCUACAGCCAUGAGACACUUGAGUAAGCAGUCGUCUUCUUCUUCUUCUUCUUCUUUUUACAAUGCCGAGUCAGUUGCUCGUACUCUCAAGUUACUAGAACGUCGCAAGGUUACGACACUUGACAUGGGCAUUUUCAAGCGCAAGAAAAAGCCCAUUACCAUGGUAACGGCCUAUGAUUAUCCAUCGGCCAUGCACGUGGAUUUGGCAGGUUUUGACGUUCUACUGGUUGGUGACUCGCUGGGGAUGGUGGAACUGGGAAUGGACACGACUCUUCCAGUGACGCUGCAAGAUAUGAUUCACCACACUCAAGCAGUCAAGCGUGGAGCCACCCGUCCGUUGGUGGUCACGGACAUGCCGUUCGGCACAUGUGAGGGGGCACCAUUUGACUCGCUAAAGAACGCUCAACGUCUAAUGAAGGAAGGAGGUGCUGAUUGUGUGAAGAUUGAGGGAGGCAAGGAGCGUGCUAAGACGAUCAAGACCAUUGUCGAUGGUGGCAUUGCUGUGAUGGGACACAUUGGUCUUCGUCCCCAACACAUCAGUGUUCUGGGAGGAUUCCGAGCUCAAGGUCGCACGGCUUCACAAGCACGAAUGAUUAUCGAGGACGCUUUGGCCGUGCAGAAGGCAGGUGCGUUUGCCGUUGUGAUUGAAUGUGUUCCAUCGCCCGUUGCCAAGGCAGUGACGAAGAUGCUCAAGAUCCCGACCAUCGGCAUUGGCGCUGGCCCCGAGACGGAUGGCCAGGUACUAGUUUUCCAUGAUCUGUUGGGUAUGCUCCAGCACCCGCAUCACGCGCAGUUUGUUCCCAAGUUCUGCAAGCAAUACGCUGACGUUGGUAAACAGAUCCGUAUUGGUCUUGAGAAUUACCGCGAUGACGUGGAGAACGGUCGUUUCUCGAACGAGGCAUUUUCCCCCUACAAGAUGUCGGAAGAAGAAACCCAAAAACUACACGAUAUGAUAGCCAAGGAGUACAACCAGGAAAAUAGUGACGGAAACGACGAUGUGAUGCAUUCAGAGGUCACAAAGGUCUAUUGA
Molecule: messenger RNA, 1092 nt
Organism: Peronospora farinosa
Lineage: Eukaryota; Oomycota; Peronosporomycetes; Peronosporales; Peronosporaceae
Source: the annotation of a GenBank genome assembly